Cyprinodon variegatus (sheepshead minnow) is the source of this 2160-nucleotide messenger RNA. Its product is annotated as polypeptide N-acetylgalactosaminyltransferase 10-like. The record is from RefSeq and is a predicted model, not a curated record. Gene Ontology annotation, cellular component: Golgi apparatus. Bases 69 to 1760 code for a protein of 563 amino acids. The transcript has 12 exons. Lineage: Eukaryota; Metazoa; Chordata; Actinopteri; Cyprinodontiformes; Cyprinodontidae.
GGUGGAAACGGAGCUCCGUCUGGACCCGGCGGCUUGUUCAGCUCCUCUUCCCUGACAAAGAGAGCGAGAUGCGGCGGAAAGAGAAGAGGCUGCUGCAGGUCACCGGGCUGCUGAUCGCCGCGGCUCUUUUCUUUCCAAACGUCGGCUUGUGGUCUUUGUACCGGGACAGACUGCUGGACAGCGGCUCGGCGGGCUCCGCAGACGGACCGAGUCGGAUCUCAGAGCUGCUUCCGGGGUUUAACUUGAAGGUGGUGCAGGUGGGAGCUGACGGUGUGCGACGAGUUGACUGGCAUGACUAUGAAGCAAUAAGGAGAGAUGCUGCUCGCAUCGGUCAGGGUGAACAGGGGAAGCCCUUUCCUCUGAUAGAAAGUGACCGAGUCGACCAGGCCUACAGGGAAAACGGCUUUAACAUUUACGUCAGCAACCGUAUCUCCCUGAACCGCUCCCUGCCAGACAUCCGCCAUGAAAACUGCAAACUGAAGCUGUACUCAGAGAAGCUGCCAAACACCAGCAUCAUCAUCCCGUUUCAUAAUGAGGGCUGGUCGUCGCUGCUGAGGACGGUUCACAGCGUGAUCAACCGCUCUCCUCCAGAGCUCAUCGCAGAAAUCAUCCUGGUCGACGACUUCAGUGAUAAAGAGCACCUGAAGGUGGCUUUGGAGGAAUACAUGACUAGAAUACCAAAGGUUCGCAUCCUGAGGACUAAAAAGAGGGAAGGUCUGAUCAGGACUCGGCUGCUAGGAGCAACAGCGGCUAAAGGAGAAGUUAUCACCUUCCUGGACUCUCAUUGUGAGGCCAACAUCAACUGGCUGCCUCCUCUGCUGGACCGGAUUGCACAGAACCGGAAGACCAUUGUGUGUCCGAUGAUAGAUGUCAUCGACCAUGACCACUUUGGGUACGACAAGCAGGCAGGAGACGCCAUGCGUGGAGCGUUUGAUUGGGAGAUGUACUACAAACGGAUCCCCAUUCCUCCAGAGAUGAAAAAAAAGGACCCUACUCAGCCUUUUGAGUCUCCAGUGAUGGCUGGUGGGUUGUUUGCUGUGGACAGAAAAUGGUUCUGGGAACUGGGAGGGUACGACACAGGACUGGAAAUAUGGGGAGGAGAACAGUAUGAGAUCUCAUUCAAGGUGUGGAUGUGUGGUGGUCGGAUGGAGGACAUUCCUUGCUCCAGGGUGGGGCAUAUCUACAGAAAAUAUGUUCCCUACAAGAUUCCUGGAGGGAUCAGCCUGGCAAAGAAUCUGAAAAGGGUGGCGGAGGUGUGGAUGGAUGAGUAUGCUGAAUACGUCUACCAGCAUCGGCCUGAGUACCGACACCUUUCAGCAGGAGACAUGACGGCGCAGAAGGAGCUGCGAAGUCAACUGGGCUGCAAAAACUUCAAAUGGUUCAUGAGCGAGGUGGCCUGGGAUCUGCCCAGACAUUACCCACCAGUGGAGCCCCCUGCUGCUGCCUGGGGGGAGAUAAGAAAUGUUGGAAGCGGGAUGUGCAUGGAGAUUAAACACUUUGUCUCUGGAAGCCCGAUCCGCCUGGAGAACUGUGUGAAAAGUCGAGGAGAAGUCAGCUGGAGCCAUGGACAGGAUAAGGAAGUUGGGAGUCAGAAAUGUGCUACUUCCCGAUUAUUUCCCGUGGUGCAGCAGAGAUGCAGCGCCCCGGCUGACAGCGGCAGCCUUGUUCAGACCAAACACCUCCACACCCAGAAUCCAAUCAUUCAGCUCAGGGUUGUGAUGUGGAAGGAGGGUGGGAGGACCACAGUGAGAUCUGUCUGACCUGCGGGAAACCUCAACAGCUGUCAGAGACUUUCAGAGACAGCAAACAUUUGCUGAGAGGCGUUCCUUUCAUUGCCAGAGGAGAACUGAAGCGCCUGGUGAACCGGAGGACUGAUUUCUGCUUUUGCUUUCUUGUAUUUUUCUAUUGUUGGCAUGUUUGUCAUUCAUCAUGCUAGAACAGCUUUUAAAAGCAGAAACUAAAAGAUCGAUUCAUUGCUGCCAUUUUUUAAAGAAAAAACAUCCUGUUUAUAUCAUCUUUACAGAAGAAAUUUAUUUUGUUUUCUAUGAUGUAAUAAAGAAACCAAAGUACUGAAGUUGAACUGACCGUGUUUGUUUGUGUCCAACAGUUUGCUUUUAGACAGCUUGGCAGAAAGGAGCAAAUAUCAGGUAUAACAUUGCA